Messenger RNA from Ambispora gerdemannii, 1185 nucleotides. The record is from the annotation of a GenBank genome assembly. Lineage: Eukaryota; Fungi; Glomeromycota; Glomeromycetes; Archaeosporales; Ambisporaceae.
AUGGCUACCAAAACGGCUACCUCAAAGACCCGAAAACCUAAAGCUAAUAACUUUGUAUUGGUCUUAGAGCAGUUCCUAGAAAAGCAUAAUUUGGCGGCCGACUCCACCCUAGAACAAUUAAGCGAACAUGCUCCCGAACUGGAUGCUUUACUUCCUGAUUGGAUGGCUCGCAGGUGCGUUAAAGUUGCCCUUACCAGAGGCACUGAUAAUAGACGCUCAUUUAGUAAAGAGAAAAUAGAGGUUCUCCUGCCAGAUAAAAGAAAGGGGAAGCUCACCAUAGAGGAAAGGGCAAAAUACUGCGCUAAGGAUGGUGAUUUUGUAGACAUUAUCGCUAAUCAUUGGGCAUUGGGUCCAAAAAAUAAAGAUGAAAAUGAAAUCGUUGCCGGUGCUUCGCGUCAGUCAACAUUCCGUGCAAAGUUAGCAGAAGGUGGUGUAGAAACCGCAAUUAUUGAAGCAGGAAAGUUGCGUGAUCCUGUCUAUACCGAAAGUGAAACACGUAAUGCUUGGCCAUUUAAUGAAUUCUUAAAACAAGAGCCUUAUAGAACGAUACCUAAAAAUUUAAGAGAUUAUGGAAGUAAACACGCUUCCAGAAUACAUGGUGGUAAGAACCCAACUCCCCAGCAUCUUAAACUGCUUUCAAGAAUUGCAAUGAGACAAGAAUCAGACCGUCUUGAUGCAGGCGAUAAUUACGCUAUAGGCGAUACAGGAUCGGAGGAGUCCAGCCCUGAAGAUGAGCACAACUCAGAGCCGGAAUCGGAGUCUAUGGAAAAUGAUGAAAUAUCUGAUAUUAUUAAUAUAAUGGAAUUAACCGAUCAAAAGCAUUCAUCUGAUGCAUCCAAAGAGCAGGAAGUUAUCAGAUAUACGAAGAUAUUAGCCCAGGCAUUUGGACUAAACGAGCAAAAUGCAGAAGUAUAUAGUGCACUUUCCAGUGAAAAUAGAGCACUAAAGAAACAAUUGGAAGAUUAUCAUUUCCAACAUAACACUUUAGAAAAGAGGGUAAAAAGAUUAGAGAGAGAUGUAAAGUCCUUAGAGACCGAAUUAGAAGUUCUGGAUGAAUGUAAAGGUUUCUCCUAUUCGUCUGAGUCUUCCGAAGAAUCUGAUUCGGUCAAGACAAUUGUGAUAAGAGAAAACGAGGCUAUCCCUCAUAAGCAACGAAGGAAGGCACGACCAAAAAAAGUUAAAUAG